Messenger RNA from Cucurbita pepo subsp. pepo (vegetable marrow), 1650 nucleotides. Its product is annotated as Pentatricopeptide repeat (PPR) superfamily protein. Gene Ontology annotation, biological process: RNA modification. The record is from RefSeq and is a predicted model, not a curated record. Gene Ontology annotation, molecular function: protein binding; RNA binding. NCBI's taxonomy places the organism in Eukaryota, Viridiplantae, Streptophyta, Magnoliopsida, Cucurbitales, Cucurbitaceae.
UAAAAUUUGAAUUUUUCGUCUUCAAGAUCCGGCCGCUGCAUUUACAAGGUAAUUGGUAUGCUAUAUGGUGCGGAAGUGUUAUGAACCAAUUGAAGCAGAUUCAUGCCUACAGCCUCAGAAACGGCGUAGAUUAUACCAAAUUCCUCAUCGAAAAACUCCUGCAGAUCCCAAAUCUACCGUAUGCUUGCACCCUCUUCGACCUUAUUCCUAAACCUUCUGUUUUUCUUUACAACAAGUUUAUUCAAACAUUUUCUUCCAUUGGUCACCACCACCGAUGCUGGUUGCUUUACUAUCAAAUGUGCCUCCAAGGUUGCUCUCCCAAUCACCAUUCAUUCACCUUUCUCUUUCCCGCAUGCGCUUCCUUUUUAAAUGCUUACCCUGGUCAGAUGCUUCAUUCCCAUUUCUGUAAGUCCGGAUUUGCCUCCGAUGUAUUUGCUUUGACGGCGUUGUUGGACAUGUAUGGGAAAUUGGGGAUUUUGAAGUCUGCACGCCAACUGUUUGAUGAAAAGCCUGUUCGAGAUAUACCCACUUGGAAUUCGAUGAUUGCAGGUUAUGCGAGGUCCGGGUACAUGGGGGCAGCAUUGGACUUGUUCGACAAAAUGCCUACGAGAAAUGUGAUCUCUUGGACAGCCUUGAUAUCUGGAUAUGCGCAGAAUGGAAAGUAUGCGAAGGCCUUGGAGAUGUUUCUGAGGUUGGAAAACGAGAAAGGCACUAAACCGAAUGAGGUGACCAUAGCCAGUGUUCUUCCUGCCUGUGCCCAUCUUGGGGCGUUGGAUAUUGGGAAGAGGAUUGAAGCCUACGCUCGGAAGAAUGGGUUUUUCAAAAACUUGUAUGUGAGCAAUGCGAUACUGGAAGUGCAUGCUAGGUGCGGUAACAUUGAGGAAGCUAGGCGAGUUUUUGAUGAGAUUGGAAGCAAAAGAAAUUUGUGCUCAUGGAAUACCAUGAUAAUGGGAUUGGCUGUUCAUGGAAGAUGCUGUGAUGCUCUUCAGCUUUAUGAUCAAAUGUUGAUGCAAAGAACAAGACCCGAUGACGUGACAUUUGUAGGGCUGCUCUUGGCUUGCACUCACGGGGGCAUGGUUGCGAAAGGUCGACAACUCUUUGAAUCAAUGGAGAGAAAGUUUCAAAUUGCUCCCAAAUUAGAGCACUAUGGGUGCUUGGUCGACCUAUUGGGCAGGGCGGGAGAGAUAGAAGAAGCUUACAGCCUCAUUCAGAGCAUGCCAAUGCUUCCUGAUUCUGUUAUAUGGGGAGCUCUUCUGGGAGCUUGCAGCUUCCACGGCAAUGUUGAACUGGGUGAAGUAGCAGCUGAGUCCUUAUUCAAGCUGGAGCCAUGGAACCCUGGAAACUACGUCAUUCUCUCAAACAUUUACGCAUCGGCCGGGGAUUGGUCCGGAGUUGCGAGGGUGAGGAAGAUGAUGAAGGGAGGGCAUAUCAGGAAGAGAGCAGGAUGUAGUUAUAUUGAAGUGGGAGAUGGGAUUCAUGAGUUCAUUGUGGAAGAUAGAUCACAUCCGAAGAGUGAUGAAAUAUAUGCUUUACUUCAUGCCGUUUAUGCCAUUAUUAAACUUCAUAACCAAAACGAAGGUGAAGAAGAACUACUGUAUUCUUCAUACAUAUGAGUGUAUUUAUUAUUAUUAGCAGCAGUUUGGUUUCUAA